Panicum virgatum (switchgrass) is the source of this 1322-nucleotide messenger RNA. RefSeq lists its product as uncharacterized. The transcript has a single exon. The record is from RefSeq and is a predicted model, not a curated record. Lineage: Eukaryota; Viridiplantae; Streptophyta; Magnoliopsida; Poales; Poaceae. Bases 410 to 1099 code for a protein of 229 amino acids.
UGCGGCAAAAAGAAUAGAGCUCAACUCGUUCUUCCUCCAACUUGCACGAACUACACAUGCACGAUGCGGAGGGAUCGGAAGCUAACAAAAGAAACGCUGGGGCAUCCAUCUUUCGGCAACCGCGGCUUUUGUUGGUUGGAGCAUCCUUUACGAGUUUUCAUUUCUGGAGAAAAGAACCUUUUACAAGCUCUCAUCACACGCUCUAUCUUUUCUUAUAAUAAUUGACAGCACAACUGCAAGAAUGCAUCACUGGGCGUGGAUUGGUUGCCAUGAAAGUCUCUGCAGCCUGCUUGUUAUAUAUGCUGGUGCUCUGGUGAUCUCUUCACUUAUUGUGCAGCCUGACGAGCAACUAAUUGUAGCUAAUAAUAGCCCCAGUUUGUGACGAGGAGCUGCAGCCAGGAGGAGCUGCAUGCUCAUGGCGAUGGAGAACUUGUGGUGGUGGCCGCUGCCGGCAUGGAUGAGCCCCGGCGCGGCGCUGUUCCUGUUCUGCAACGUGCUCGUCGGCGCCAUCGUGGUCACCUCCCGCGGGGAGCAGGCCGCGUCCACGCGGAGGUUCUGCCGCAGCGCGUCGUCCAUGGUCCUCGGCCGGCUCCGGUCCUUCUCCAUGUUCUCCGACCCCUUCGAAGAGGGCUACCACCCGUCCCUGGAGCUGGAAGGCGAGCAGCAGCAGCAGCAACCGGCCGUCGCGGAACCAGCGGCCCCCGGGGCGCCGGCGAGCUCCGAGAGCGCUGCCACUGAUGAGGAAGUGGCUGGAGCCGGGAAGGACAAGCCCGUCUGCUCGGGGGAGGCUCAAGGGCCGGCACGGCGAUCGUCACCGCCACCAGCUGUGGUCUCCGCCGCCGCCGCCGCUGCCGAGGCAACAGCGGUAGCGGAGCGACCGGCGACGGUGGCGGAGUCGAUCGUGCAGCGCGCGCGAGCGUGCCGGCGGGGAGUGGAGGAAGCACUGGAGGGGAAAGCGGCGCUGAACGCGCGGGCGGAGCUGUUCAUCCGGCAGUUCCGGGAGGACCUCAAGCUGCAGCGCCUCAACUCCAUCGUCAACUACACCAGGGCCCUCCGCCGCGGCGCGGGCGCUAGCCCGGCAACGGCUGCCGGCCAGUAGAAUGCUUGAAAGCCUCCGGUGGGCAACUGUGUUUUGUUUUGCACUUUUGUUCCUGCACGAGUGCUAGGACACAAUUUUGAAUUUGAACGUGUGAUUAUAGCAAGGUUUGCCCAUUAUAUGGGUACAAAAGUCCUCUAUUCACCAGUAGGACGAAAUAAAUUUAUCCAAUAAUGAUCAAAUAGAGUUGGUUGAAUUGAAAUUUGAAUACGAAUUUAGAGUAUAA